Messenger RNA from Neolamprologus brichardi, 2839 nucleotides. NCBI's taxonomy places the organism in Eukaryota, Metazoa, Chordata, Actinopteri, Cichliformes, Cichlidae. The record is from RefSeq and is a predicted model, not a curated record.
CACAGAAUAACAAGAUUCCUAUGAGUUCAUAAAAGUAUUUUAUCCUCCGGGCAGUUCUUAGAGCACAUGACGACAGUUUAGCAGUUUAAUUGAGUCGGUCUGGGUUGCUAAGCUAACACGAAGUGAACAUUGUAGCGGUAAACUGAAGUAUUAGGGCUGAGAGUGGACAGUUUCAUUUCCUGUAAAGUGACUGAGGAUGAUAUGAUGGCUGUGGGGGAUCCCAUUCUCCUGUCAAGUCCUGAUACCUCAGUGUGAACAAUCUGGUGCAGCCACAUUUCUUCCCGCAGCAGCAUAUGAGAAAAUGACAGAAAAACACCUUCCUCCUGAUGAACCAGAAACUUAAGAUUCAGCUUGAAUGACGUAUACUUCACACCUGAAAAUAUCUAAACCUGCAGCACAACCACAAGUCAAUGUUUUCCUGCCUACCUCCAGCCCAGAUGAGAGGCCCAGACAUUUGCCAUGGAAGUAGUGGUUACUGUUGGUCUGGCUUUAUCAAGAACUGGUUAUCUGUUUAGUUGGAGUUGACAUUGAAAAUCACCAACUUCAGGUCAGCAAGAGGAGGAGGAGCUGUCAGCCAUUCAUUUAUUAGUUUUCUCAACUGUCAAAUUGUUUACUGUGAUCACCCAAAACUCUGCCACAAAACCAGCCUUUAGAAAUAAGGACGACAUCGCUGGUUUUUACCAUGCCAACCAACCAGUCCUCCCCCUGGGGUGGUGGGAAGCUUGUGGCUUGUUCUAGUGCAGAUCAUCCCAACACCACAACCCCUGUAAGUGCACAAGCCAAGACAGUUAGAGCCACAAAAGUGCCUUAUAGUUAUGUCUCCUUUGAGCUAUCCAGGAAAAAUGACCAAGCCAAGUCACCGGUGGUUGCUGUUUGUGAAAAAGGCGACGGCACCUUCACCGCUGUAUCAGAUGGAACUCUAACCCCAAACAAACUGCUGGUACCAGGGCUGAAGCAGACUGGCUGCAGCCUUACAGAGGCCAGUAACUCGUCCUCUGUGCCCAAGAUGGAAAACCAGGUUGGCCUUAAUGUCCAGCUGCCAGAUACCAUGCCAAAAUCUACAUCGUCUGAGAGCUCUCAGUCUGCAAACAUUUCUGCAGUGGAGAGUCAUCAGGCUGCCACAGGCGAUGCACUUAUGGGACUGGGGACAGUGUCUCAUCAAGAUCUGUUGAUUAUAGGGAAGCAGGCUUCCCAGCACACCAAGAAGCUGACGUGUGAGGCUGCAGACUGUUUCUCUUUGCCACCAGUGCCUGAUAUGUGCCUUAGUCUUUGUCAACAUCAGGGGCCAGCUGUGGAGAAGGAUGCUUCCAGCCUCCACAGCACAAACGCUGAGACGAGAAGCACAGGAGGAGAAGCGAAACCUCCACAGAGGAGUUAUUCAAUCCCACCAGCAGCAAAAUACGUUUUGGGAGCAACUACAAUCGCCAAGUCCCAAAAAAGAGCAUCACUAGAUCUAACCAAGCAGAUCCCAUAUAGUCUGCUGGGAAGAACCCAGCCCGCAUGCAAACGUAUCAGUUCCUUUCCAAACAGUCCCACGCCACCUUUGAAAUGUGCCAGUGACUCAGAAAAGCCACCUCCACCAGACGCUGCUGCAGGAGCCUUGGUGGGCUCAAUGACCAAUCAGAUUUCAGCCAUUCACCUCACAAGACAGGGACAGCCAGCCUCCGCAUCAGAUUUCUUUCCAUCCCUUUCCUCGCCUUCACCGACACAGGAAUCCCUGCUUGAGGAGACUCUCCCUCCCCCUGGCCCGGAGCAUGCUGCACAGGUGGGUGCAGAAGAAGAGGAGCUAGCUGAUGAGCUUGCCUGCAGCGAUGACGACAGCUCAUCCAUCGCUGGCUCUUCAUCCGGAGGGUGCAUCACUCUCCCCUCCUGCAUCGAGGAGCCAAUGUCGUUGGAACCAGGAGACAGUCAAGAGGAGCAACCAGCACUAGUUCCCAGUCUGUUUCCCCGUAUCCCUCCGACCCUCUAUUUCAGCACCGCCAAUGAGAAAGUGGAACUGCUUCCUGCAGAGCAAAGGCGACUGUUAAAAUGGAAGAUGAGCACCGUAACUCCUAAUAUUGUCAAGCAAACCAUCGGCAGAUCACACUUCAGAGUCACAAAGAAAAGCCAUGACUGGCUGGGCUGCUGGGGACACCACAUGAAGUCUCCUGGCUUCAAAGCUCUUGGAGAACACCAGAAGCUGAACCAUUUUCCAGGAACAUUUCAGAUUGGGAGAAAGGACCGGCUGUGGAGGAACCUAUCCAAGAUGCAAGUCCGCUUCGGCAAACAAGAGUUCAGUUUUUUCCCCCAGACCUUUGUUCUUCCUCAAGACAUCAAGCUGCUCCGCAAAGCCUGGGAGGAAGGGGGCGCCAAACAAAAAUGGAUCAUCAAACCCCCCGCAUCAGCCAGAGGAAUAGGCAUUCAGGUUAUCCACAAGUGGAGUCAGAUGCCUCGUAAAAGACCUCUACUUGUGCAGAAGUAUCUAGAUAAGCCCUACCUCAUCAGCGGGAACAAGUUUGACUUGCGGCUCUACGUCUACGUGACAUCUUACAACCCGCUCAGAGUCUACAUGUUCUCAGAUGGACUGGUUCGAUUUGCUAGCUGCAAGUAUUCGUCUUCCAUGAAGACUCUGAGUAAUAAGUUCAUGCACCUGACCAACUACAGUGUCAACAAGAAGAACUCUGAGUACCAGACCAACAGUGAUUACAAGGCCUGCCAGGGGCACAAAUGGGCUCUGAAGGCCUUGUGGCAGUACCUCGGGUCAAAGGGAGUCAAUACCACCCCGAUAUGGGAGAAGAUUAAAGACAUCGUGAUCAAAACUAUCAUAGCGUAAGUUUGCCUGCUCAGUGGCUGGCUGCAG